UAUUGUCAUCGUGCCUCGGCGAUCAUUGACUUUUCAAGUCACACACAUGUCGAUGGCUGGAUCACUAUGAGAAAUCACGAAAGAGCUAUGCAAUAAAGGCGGACACGAUGAAAGAGAGCACGCCUGAUGGCAGCGAGGCAAGCGCGACGCAGCACCAACUUCCCACGCCAGCCCUGUCUCCCAUUACCGAACAUGGCACAAGCUCGUACACCACCGAACUCAAUGACUCUGCCGACUUGACGAGUCCAUACCUUGAGAGCCCAUCUGAGGAGACGGCCGAUUCAGCAGCUACGCCGACCGCCGUAGUAUCGCCCCUACUCAAGACACAGAGCAACAAUGGAAAGUCGCUCUCACCAUCUCCCGCUCUCAAAUUGUCACCAGCCCAGAUGCAGGAUCUGAUCUCGUCGCCCGACUCUCUACCACUACGAGCUGUCUCUGUCUCAUCGGCUGACGAGAUCCCGCCUUUGUUCGACGAUGCUGCUGCGAAAGGGAGCGGUCUAGGCAUCUCUGCGCGGGACACGACCACAUCGCUAGAGCCUACGAGUCUGCCUGCACAGAAUGGCCGACCGCCGUUAACUGCUUCAAGACCCGCCGCGAGUGGCCGCUCGAACUCUACUCCCGUCAUCAAGCGCAAGCCUUCCUCCGCUCAGACACCAAGGAUCCCCUCCGAGAACAGGGACGCUUCAAGGCCCAAACGUCCCACGCUGAAUCUCAAAGCUUCCGACUACCAAGAUGGCCAUGAAACUCUCAGACCCUCGCCCAUACCGGACUCUUUCCCCUCUCCGAUGCCUACCUCCUUCCCUGUUCCGCCUCUUUCCCUGCCUACCUACCUCCAGCUCGAGCUUUCCUCCGAGCGUCCCUCGGCCCUUUAUAUACAUCGCUCAGCGAGCAGCGACUUCCCAUACGAGUCUUCCAAAGCAAAGUUUGAGCGUCUCUACAACUUCCUGACUUUGCCGCCUCAGCUUGAACAGACGCUGGUCUUUGGUGCCUUGGCCUGUCUGGACGCCUGGUUGUAUACCUUUACCAUCCUCCCGCUGAGGUUUUUGAAGGCUGUAGCCAUCUUACUGAAGUGGUGGGCUCAGAGUCUUGUUAAGGAAUUCAAAGAUAUUGGUUCCUUCAUAUAUACUGGCUUAGGACGUGUCUGGCAUCGCAGAAAGCAGCCACCAUCUGCCAAUCCCUCCCGCAGAAACUCUUUCAGCUCGCCCAUAAUCGAUCCUACCUCUGCUCCUGCUCCUACGGCCCCUUCGCCACUGCUGGAUGGCCAAAACGACAAUACCUCGACGAGAUUCCAACAUCUUCCAUCGAAGCUCCGAAUACCCAACCCAUUAUACCGUCAUAGACGAUCAAAGUCCACGCCCUCUGCUCUGCUUCCAAAUCAUAAAGCUGACAUUCUUCAUGGACUGUUGAUCAUCAUUAGCUGUAUGAUUCUCGUUCAAUUCGAUGCAAGUCGUAUGUAUCACAAGAUUCGUGGCCAAGCUGCUAUCAAGCUCUAUGUCAUCUACAACGUCCUUGAGGUCUUUGAUCGUCUCCUCUCGGCUAUAGGUCAGGACAUCAUUGAAUGCCUGUUCUCAAAGGAAACUCUUGAGCGUAAGCCCAACGGCCGCAGUAAGAUUCUGCUUCCUCUAGGCAUGUUCAUCCUUGCCCUAGUCUACAACGUUGCUCAUGCAGCCAUGCUCUUCUACCAAGUCAUUGCGCUCAACGUUGCUGUCAAUUCUUACUCGAAUGCCUUGCUCACACUUCUCAUGUCCAACCAAUUCGUUGAGAUUAAGGGAACUGUCUUCAAGAAGUUCGAGAAAGAGAACCUUUUCCAGCUGACCUGCGCAGAUGUGGUUGAGAGGUUUCAACUUUGGCUCAUGCUGCUAAUCAUCGCUCUGCGUAACGUUGUCGAGGUUGGCGGUCUGAACAUGGGCUCUGGGUCCAGAAGUGGUUCGACGACAACAUUCAACUCAAACUCGACAGCAUCAGCCCUUCAGAGCACGAGUAUCCUUCCUCAAGCAUUCAACAUGUUCCCAUCGGGAUUCGGUCAGAUAUUCGGGCCAUUCGUGACUGUAAUUGGCAGUGAGAUGAUUGUUGAUUGGGUCAAGCAUGCCUACAUCUCGAAGUUCAACAACAUCAAGCCGAGUCUCUAUGGUCGUUUCUUGGACGUCCUGACCAAAGACUACUAUUCACAUGCUUUUGCGGAUCAGAACUUGACCAAGCGACUUGGUCUCCCCGUGCUCCCCCUUUCUUGUCUCUUCAUUCGCGCCUCCGUGCAGACAUACCAUAUGCUUAUAGCUACGCACAUGCCGUUGCCAAUGCCAUCAACCGCCACAGCAAUUGCACUAGAGUCUGCAUCUGGCGAGUCCUCGCCGUCCACCACAGCUGCGCUUGCACACAUUGAUCAGAUAUUCAGAAGAGCUCUCGGAAGAUCCUCAUUUGGGGCAGGCGCCGAUGCUGUGACCGGCUUGAGUUCAUGGCGGUUUUGGACACUUGACGACGCGAUAGCUCUAGGCACCAUGCUCGUCUUCUUCCUGAUCAUCUACCUCAUCCUGCUUGCUCUAAAGCUGUUACUUGGUAUGCUCUUACUCAGCUUUGCUCGAACACGUUAUCGAAAGAUGAAGAUGCAGGAACACAAAAUGCAGAGUUUCGACACUCAGGGCCGCAGAGUUGGCGGUUGGGGAGCUGUAGAGGUGGAUGAAGACAAACGUAGGUGGAUCUACGAGGAUGAUCCUGAUGGCUUGAGAAACUUGAGAGAGCGUGAGGCCAAGGGAAAAGAGAAGGCCAAAGGAGAAUUGAAACUUGAUGGGGUCGACAGGUACACGAUGGCCGCAAAGAGGAUAUGGUAGAUCCCUCAGGAAACAGCUUCGCUCCCUAAUGAUUCAUGUUACACGAAUCUCACAUAAUGUCAUGGGGGUGAUCCUGUGUGCAAGCGUGCCGACAGAUGUUCGAUGCUCGUUUGAUAUCUUACCGUAAUAAAAUGUCAGCCGUAUUAGUCGUCGAAUCGUAGUGUUCUGUUC
Messenger RNA from Aureobasidium subglaciale EXF-2481, 2996 nucleotides. RefSeq lists its product as uncharacterized. The transcript has a single exon. Gene Ontology annotation, biological process: maintenance of protein localization in endoplasmic reticulum. Bases 108 to 2825 code for a protein of 905 amino acids. NCBI's taxonomy places the organism in Eukaryota, Fungi, Ascomycota, Dothideomycetes, Dothideales, Saccotheciaceae. Gene Ontology annotation, cellular component: endoplasmic reticulum membrane. The record is from RefSeq and is a predicted model, not a curated record.